Blepharisma stoltei is the source of this 2836-nucleotide messenger RNA. The record is from the annotation of a GenBank genome assembly. NCBI's taxonomy places the organism in Eukaryota, Ciliophora, Heterotrichea, Heterotrichida, Blepharismidae.
AUGCUUCACAAUUUCGGUGGUGGUGAAGAACAAGCAUUAACUGCAAGAAGCCAAGGAGCUUUUUCUUCGAUAACAAGAGACAGCAAAUAUAGAGGAAAAUACAAAAGUGUGAAUCCACGGAGCAGAACUUUGCAGGAAAAAUUGGAAAGUGAACUGUAUAAAUUAAACGGCUGCACCGAUUUCUCAUUUGCCCCUACACUUUGUGAGAAGAGUGUAAAAAUCCACACUUCCAACAUGAGAUCCCAAACAGUGGAUAGAUUUGUGCAGAAAGAACACAAAAAUAAAAAGCAAUUCAAAGUAAAAAGCUGAAUUUUUCAGCCGACUAUUGGAACAUUAAGACAGAGGCAGUCAAUGUUUAUACAAAAAUCUCUUCCGAUGAGCGUGGAUGUGAGAAUAAAUGAAAAUGAGAUGGGGAGAUCUGUAAAAAAAUUCGAAAUCACCAAAAGUUUUUCUGUUGAUAAAAGCUUGGUUUCUAAAGAUGAAAGCGAUUUUUUAAGUCGAAGCUUAUUCCACACCUCCGUGAGUGAACAAAACCAUUAGAAAAAUCGCUAUUUUUUGCCCAAAAACCCACCCUCUAUGAGCGAACAGAAAUUUUUUUAAUAGAAAAAUUUUUUAUGGAAAAAAAAUUUGAUAUAUAAAUGAUAAUUAUUUUAAUGAAAUCUAGAGCUAAUUCUGUUUAAUUUUUAAAACAAAUUGCUUUUUAAAACAUAAAUUUUAUAAAUUAAAUUAAUAUUUGCUUUCCAAUUUUUGUGAUUUAGGAUUUUUUAAAUCUCGAAAAAAAUAUUUUUUAUAAAAUUUAUAUAUAAAUUUUUGUAACAAAAAAAAUUUAACAUCCCGUGAUUGAACAAAAUUUUUUGUUCACACACGGAGAGGGGGGGAGUUAGAUGACGUUAGUAAAGAACUUGGCAGGCGUCCCAACGAAAUUGUUGAUUUCGAUAAGGCAAAUGGAAAAAUCCAAGAGAAAAUUGAAGAAGAGAAAGAGGCUGAGGUAGAAGUUGAAAAGAAACCAAAUGAAAUUAUUGAAAAUCAUAUCAAUAGAGCUCAAGAAGAAAAAGUUGAGUUAGAGAAAAUUGAAGAAAAGGUAGAAACAAAAGAAAAAGAAGAAAAUAAGAAGGAAGAAAGCAAAAAAAUAGUAGAAGAAGUCAAAGAGGACGGCCAAGUGCUGAAAUCAAAAAGUCUAUCGAAAAUAAGUUUUUCUGCGAAAGAUAAAAAGCUAAAAGACACAAGGACAGUUCAAAAGUCGAAAACCAUUGCUAUGAAAGCAGAUAAUAAGCUAAAGAAAGCAGCAAAAGAUGAGCUAAAAGUAAAUAAAGAGGAGACCAAGCCAGCAGAGGUACCUCAAAUUCCACCUGAAAUAGCACCUGCAGAUGCAAAAGUUCAAGAGAAGAAAGUUGACUUCAAAAUUGCUGAUACGGAGCCAAAAGCUGAAGAUAAGCAGCCAAAAGGAAAAGCUGCACCUGAACUGAGAGAAAUAAAAGAAGAUCUAAAAGAGGAGAAGCCUCAUGAAGAAAACGAAGCAGAUAAAACAGCUGAAAGCAAAACAAAACGUUCCCCAAAGAAAAUUGCUAAGUCAAAGACUGUUAAGCCAAGAUCAGGAAGCAUAAAAUCUUCCAAAGAAGGGCAAAGCUCAGAAUCCACUCCAAAGAAUGAUAUAGAAGAAUCCAAAAUCGGCAAAAAAGUUGGGAUAAAAAUCCAAAAUAUUGGAGAAUAUGAAAAAUUGGGAAAGUCUCAAAGUCUUAGCAAUAUAUCAGAUCUUACAACUGGUAGGACUUCUAUCCCUGAAAAGCAGGCUGAGCCUAAUAAUGAAAUUGUGAAAAACAAGGAAGAACUCCACGCAAAUACUGAUGAGAUAAUAAUGGUUAAAAGCUUGGAUUUGAUAAGAGCUCAAUCAGAAAGUGCAGAAAUUAAACAAGAAAAGGAAUCUACUUUAAAAAAAACACUAAAUACAGCUACAGAAGAAAAGAAAAAAACUCGAGGUGAAGCAAAGCAUAGCUCCUUGGUAAGCACGCAAAAAACUACAAAAACAAUUAAAAAAUCAAAAUCUAAUGAAAAAAUUACUACUAAAAAAGAAAUAAAUGCUGAAGCAGAGCAAAACCCUGAACCAAAAGUUGAGGAGAAAAAAGAAGAAUUAAUAGCUACUGUAAAGCAAGAGCCAGUUGCUACAAAAGAAGAGGUCAAGAUUGAAGCUGCUCCAAUAAACCCUGAAGAAGAAAAACAAGAUAAGCCAGCCCCUAAAAAGAAGCGGAAAUCCAAUUCUUCUUCAACGAUCGAAGAGCAGCCCAAAGAAGAGCAAAAAUCUAAAAAAACUCCAAAACUUAAACAUAAAACAGUCCCAAAAUCUCCUGAGCCAGAGUCUGCCAAAGAAGAAAAAAAUGAGGCCACUUCUUUAAAAAGCAAAGACGACACAAAAGUUCUUCCAAAAGAAGAGAAAAAAACUAAUCAUAAAAAAGGAAAAAGUAUUGGGCAGCCUAUCGCAGAAGAGAAAAAAAUUGAAACUCCACAAGAGGUCCCUAAGAAAAUUGAAGAAGAAAAAACGACUCCUUGGAGCCAGCAAGUAGAUGAGGGAAAUGGAGAAACUGUUGAAGAAGAAACCAAACUAGUCAAACAAAAAUCAACUAAAAAAAUCGAAGAAACUAAAGCAAAAGCCCCAAAUAAGGCUGCUGGGAAAAAAUUGAAUGUUAAAGCUACAGUAAAAGGGGUUACUAAAAUUAUCCAUUUCAGCAGCACUGACUCUGCAGAAGAUGUUGUGAAAGAGUUCACCGAAAAAAACGAGCUCAGCAAAAAGGACAGGGAAAAUCUUUUGAAAGAUAUUACCCAACAGUUGAAGAAGAAAUAA